AUGAGAUUCACCACAGCCCUGCUGGUCUCCUCCGCCGCCGGCAUAUCUCUAGCCGCACACGAAGCCGUCACAUUCGCCUGGGCCUCACCCGCCGAGACGACUGUCGUCCCAGCCAUGGUGGAGAGCUCAUCCAGCAGCUCGGCCAUGAUGCACGUUGCCAGCACGAGUUCAGCAGCAAUGGCGCACACAGCAAUGACAAGUUCUGCAAUGGCCGCCGAGGCCACAAGUGCUGCUGCUAUGACUACAGCUAUCGGCGCAUAUACAGCUUCCAUGGCUGCGCCAGCAGCUUCGGGUGGGCCAGCAACACACACUGUUACUGUCGGCGGCACCGCAGGCUUAGUCUAUGCGCCCAGCCAGAUCGUAGCAGCGGUAAACGACGUGGUCCAAUUCGUGUUUAUGUCGCAGAACCACACAGUGACAGAGUCAACCUUUGCCCUUCCCUGCAACAAGAAGGCGGCCGACGCACCGGACUCGGGCUUCAUGGCGAACCCAAACAACACUAUUGUGCCAGCCCCAACAUGGGAGUACACCGUGACGGGCACGGAGGCGACCUGGUGGUACUGCAAGCAGCGGACGGGCACGCACUGCGGCAAGGGAAUGGUGUUUGCCAUCAACCCGACCGUGGAGAAGACGUUCGACACUUUCAAGGCUGCGGCCAUCAUGCUGAACGGGACUGCCGCCACGACGACCGCGAGUGCCACUGCCGCCGAGACGACCGCCGCAGGGACAGUUACGCUGAUUGCCUCGACGACGAGCCAGCUGACGGAUGCGGUGGCAACGGCCACGGGGGGUGCUGCGCCGAUCCAGACCGGGUGGAACGAGGGUGGUGCUUCGUGCCAGUGCGCGUGCUUUUGUGGGGUUGCGGCGUUCCCGCAGGGGGAUGGAAUUGGAGCUUAUGGUGGUUAUGGAGGCUCUCUUCCCGCUCCUUGGUAG
Morchella importuna is the source of this 933-nucleotide messenger RNA. RefSeq lists its product as uncharacterized. The record is from RefSeq and is a predicted model, not a curated record. Bases 1 to 933 code for a protein of 310 amino acids. The transcript has 3 exons. NCBI's taxonomy places the organism in Eukaryota, Fungi, Ascomycota, Pezizomycetes, Pezizales, Morchellaceae.